UCUCCACCUAAAAUCUUUUAUGACGUUUAUCGAUAGGAUACUAGACAUACAUUACGUCAAUCGAAACUAUUUCGCAAUUGGACUUAUAGUUUUUGUUUUCUAAUGCGUCAAAGUUGUAAAUAUUGACGCAUUACGUAAUCAGUUUCGAUUCAGCGCCGCGCUGCGAAUGAAUGAAAAGUGGCCUCGGUCGAAUGUUUCUGACGUCAUACCGGGAACCAAAAAAAUGUAUAUAAGGCCUGCAUACAUGGAAGGCUAUUGAAAAACUAAAUCAAUAUGCCGGCAAGGUGCAUUUUACCAACUUGCAGUAACAUACCCGAUAAGAAUCGAUGUAUUGCACUUCAUCCAGUGCCGUUUUACAACGAUGAUCGCCCUGAGGCUAAAAGAAGACGCAAGAGAUGGAUCGACUUCAUCAACUCGAAACGGGCUGAUCAGUGGACAGCAUCUAAACAUUCGGUCAUCUGCUCUGCACACUUCACCCCAGACAGUUUCACUAGGAAAAUUUUGCUCCCAGGGACAAGCCCACGGCUUAUUACUGAUGAAGUUGGGGUAGUACCGUAUCCGACCAUAUUAGAGUCAAACAACACGGCGAAAGACAGAGAAGGAAUGAUGACGGACCGAACGCGAAGAAAGGUCCUGAGAGGGUCUAGAACAAUCCCAUUGGGCAAAGCCAAAGGGAAUUCUACCACGGAUUCAACCAUAGGCCUAGAUAACCUCGCUGCAACCGACGAACAGCCAAAUGUUGCUGGUCAUUCAAUGGAAGACGAAAACUACAUGGAUAAUGAAUCAUAUAAUCCAGAGGUACAACAACAUCAAAUUCCUAGUGUCAGCAACAAAGAAGUUUGUCCCAGCUGCACUGCUCUUUUAAAACAGAAUCGUAUUGCGAGGAAUCGAAUCGUCACUUUAAGGGUACUGUUAUCAAAACAAAGACUGAAAAAUCAAAAAUUGACAAGGAGAGUAAGGAAAACAAAGAGGUCACCUAAAAAGAGCGAUUCUACAAAAAUUAUGUUCAGUGAUCUUCCAAAUGAAGCUGAUAGUUCUGAGGAAAGUGAUAAUGAAUCAUUGGAGGAGCUUGAUUUUGAUUGUGAGGAUGAAGAUAUGUCAACUUAUGAACCAUCUGAUCAUUCAGACACAGAAAGCGAUGUAGAAAGUGACACUGAAGAGGCUUCUAGGUUCUUAGCUACAGAUGGAAACCUCCGGACAGAACCAAAAUUCAUCUCAUUUUUGGUUCAAAUCUUGUUGCUCUUCAAGUUCUGUCAUUUCUGCAAGAGUGACAACCCGAACAUUAAAGCAACUAAAUGUGGAACAAUGCUGAUUGUUCGGAGCCACUGUAUUAACCCAGCAUGUCUGAAAGAAGAUCUUUGGAGAAGUCAACCGAAAAUGACUGGAACUAACAUACCUGCAGGCAACUUCCUGCUCUGUAUGUCAACAUUGUUAGCUGGGGGCUCAAUCUCAAAAGUCAGACAGAUUUUCAAUCACAUGAAUCUUUGCACAAUCUCGUUCACAACUUUCUUCAAACACCAAAGGGAAAAAUUAUUUCCAGCUAUAUAUAUCCACUGGAAAGUAUAUCAGGCUGGUCUCCUUAGAGCACUCAAAGACGAAAGCAAUCCUGCUGUUCUAGCCGGAGAUGCCCGCCAUGACAGCAUGGGUCACAGUGCAAAAUAUGGCACUUAUUCGGUUUAUUCAUGCUCUCAGUCGGCUGUGAUACAUUUUGAUCUUGUGCAGAGAAAUCAAGCUGGUAGCAGCAGUGCUAUGGAAUUAUAUGGAUUCAAACUCUGUCUCGAGACUUUGCUGAGAGAUGUCCCAAUUUCCAAAUUUGUCUCAGAUCGCCACAUAGGCAUAUCAAGCUUUAUACAAGAGAACCAUCCAGAAAUAAUUCAUCGUUAUGACAUCUGGCAUGUUGCAAAAAAAGUGAAUAAAAUGUUAACAAAACUUGGCAAAGAAAAGGGUUGUGAAGUCAUCAACGAGUGGAUACGAUCAUGUGUUAAUCAUGUGUAUUGGAGUGCCACAACAACCAUGGAUGGGAAUGGUGAUGUGAUACUUGCCAAGUACAAAGCCUUUUUAAGCCACAUACUAAAUAAGCACGAGAAUCUACCCGACCCAUUAUUCAGUAGUUGCAGUCAUGGUCCAGAUUUAACAAAGCGCAAAUGGUUGUUAAAAGAUUCUGAUGCAUACGAAAAAGUCUGCAAAGCCCUGACAAAGCCAGGAUUCCUAAAAGGCAUAAAGAAGCUUUCAAAUGAUGCACAGACUAGCUGUUUGGAAGGUUUUCAUUCUGUAGUCAAUCAAUUUGCACCAAAGAUGAUUUGUUAUUCAUAUGUUGGAAUGUACUGCAGGCAUGCUCUAGCUGCAAUACAUUUCAAUUAUAAUGUCAACCGUGGUGUAAAAAGAAAGAAGAAUGGGUCUGUGCAGAUUAAAGUAGCCUACCCAAAAUUCAAAAAUGGUACCGCAACAGUACGUGAUGUUCCAGUGGCACAAAAUUUUGAUUAUGUGGAAGACAUUUAUCAGACCAUCCUUAAUGGCAUCAAGUCACCAACAGUGUUACAGGAUGCUAUAAAUGAGUUGAAGGAUCAAACACCUCCACCCAUGAACUCUACACUCGAGAAACAGCCACGAAUUCUAGCUGUUGAAAAGCAUACUGCAAGAAAAUCAUUAGUUGCUACUGAUGUACCACCAACAAUGCCAGUUAACCAAAUUGUACAAACUGCAACAAAGCAAAGAUCAAAGCCUCAAUGCUCUGUUUGUAAGCAUCCGAUGAAAGGACACAAGAAAGUCGACUGUCCAACCAAUAAAUAACAUUAAAAUUGUAUGGUUGAGAAAGGUAUCAAAGUAUCAGGGAGAAGAAUUUACUUUUGGAAACUCAGAUUUACUCUGAACUAUUACUCUCAAACCCCUUUGCAUUUCCUGCCAAAACUGGAAAUUCUUGUCGAAUUGCAUUAUAUGCACAGGCCGGCAAGGGAAUUCUUUUGUUUCCAAGGCGACCGUGUAUCAACCUCGUGAAGGAUCUGUAUGAGAUACUUCGUAGGAACCUGAAGGAAAAAGAUAACACUGAAUGAUGUUUAUUUUGUAAUGAAAACUCACAACACAAUGAAAUAUAUUGAACCAUAUAAAAAACCAUCACACAUUAGAUUUAAUUUUUAAAAAAGGAAAAAAAUCUAUGGUACCCUUAACAACUUUAGCCUUAUGAAAAUAGAAAAUGUGUUAACUGUAUAUAAAACUCUGUUAACUUUGGAUACGUAUACUUGUGAAAGUGCAAUUUGUUGCUUAAAUUUGAAAAAAAUGCACUUACUUAUUUUCAAAUCCAGUACGCUUGUA
Messenger RNA from Rhopilema esculentum, 3309 nucleotides. NCBI's taxonomy places the organism in Eukaryota, Metazoa, Cnidaria, Scyphozoa, Rhizostomeae, Rhizostomatidae. The record is from RefSeq and is a predicted model, not a curated record.